This is a messenger RNA of Moneuplotes crassus, 2008 nucleotides long. The record is from the annotation of a GenBank genome assembly. NCBI's taxonomy places the organism in Eukaryota, Ciliophora, Spirotrichea, Euplotida, Euplotidae.
UUGAUUGAAUAUUAUACAAAUGGGAGCAACAUCAUCGAGGAUCCUUGCUAAUAAAAAGGAGGGGAUCAUUGCUGAGCAUAGUAAGAAUCAGCCAGAGUACUCUCUAAAAUUCGAAUCUGUUCAAGGGUCUCCUCAGUACCAGUGAUUAUUCGACUACAGGUAAUGGUAAAGUUAAUUCCUAGUGCUGAAUCUGAGUCAGAAUUCGUAUACAAAUAAAUUUAUUAUAAAGGACUCUUGCUAUAUAGACCUAGAGAAUGAACUGUUACAUAAGAGCCCCAUUAUCAAUCAUAAGGAAGAUGGGUUCGACCCGCUCUCCUGUAUUGUGUACAAAGGAGGCAAGUACUGGAUCUACCACGGCAAGGACUUCCAAGAGGAUGAAAUUAUUGAUACCAAAAAGCCCAGCGUCUGGCUAGUGCUUAAUGAUGUCAACAAAUACUCCCUCAAGGAUCUUAUAGAUCCUAAAUAUGGCUACCGCAUAAAGCAAGGAGAUAUCCUCAGGUUUGGGAAAGUUAGAUUCAAAGUGAAACAGAUCAGCAGCAAGGAUGAACUUGACCAUAGCUUCAAAGAAAAUUGCACUAAAGCUAAAUCAAAAAUUUUACGAAAAAAGAGUUUCACGCAUUCUUACGAGUCAAUGAAAUUCUUUGAAACUUCCAGCCAGAUAAUAGAUUCUCUUGAGACUAGUGCUGCCAUGAAAAGAUCAAAUAGCUCCGUUCAUAAGAGAGACUCUAAAGCUAAAAUCUGUAGAGUUUGUCUUGAUGAAGACGAAAUUAGGAAUGAAGAGAACCCAUUGAUAGCACCUUGUAGUUGUUCAGGAUCUGUACAGUACAUACAUCUUAACUGCCUUAAGCAAUGGAACAGGAGUAAUCGUAAGACUCGAGAAGCUGAGUAUGUUAACUCUUACCACUGGGAGAAGCAAGAAUGAGGAAUUUGUAAAGACCUGUUUGGAUUGGAAUUCCAGCAAGGCGACAAACUUCACAAGAUUCUUGAUUAUAAAGAGCCAACAACACAGAACUUUAUGGUCCUAGAAUCUUUUUCUAAAAAUAACAGUAAGACUCUUCACGUUAUUGAGAUUCCAAACGAGCAAGCUGCCAUGAAGAAUAAAAUUGUGGAUUUAUUUGUAGGAAGAGUCUCCCGCUUGAAUAUCAGGAUCACAGAUGCAAGUGUAUCAAGAAUCCACUCAAGGAUUCUCUUCUGUGACGGAGAGUUUUACUUAAUGGAUCUUAAUUCCAAAUUUGGCACACUAGUCAGGCAAAAAUACCCUUUACCGAUACCUUAUAAGAGAGGAUACACACUUGCACUUCAAAUUAUUGAAGCAUAUAUGGAAAUUAGUCCAGAAUUUCCAUGUUGCCCUUGAUUUAAGCCUAAGAGAAACAACGCUAAGGUAUCUCCGGAUACUCAAGGCGUUAGACAUUUCAAGACAAUAGCAGAGCACAUUCCAGCUAAUUUCAGAAAAUAUUUCGAGUUAUUAGAUGACUUCAUUGCUGAUAAGGAGGAAGACUCCCAUGCUAAGGACUCCUUGCGCAAAGGCGAAAACAACGUUAUAGAGGAGAGAUUUGACGAAGACUCUUCCGAAUUUGAAAGUGAAUUAAACAGGUCAAUCAGUGACAACUCCGUGGUCCCUAUGCAGAAUGGAACGGCUGCUCAUCGAAGAGAGCAGAGCCAGAAAUUAGUCCAUCCUGAGUCUCAGCUAGUUAGUCCAUAUCACAAUGAAAAUGAAGAAGAGAAGGGAUUUCCUCAUCGAAAUAGUAGAAACCUCAUGCACAGGAGGAUAGCUUCAAAUAUGGAAAGUAAUGUGAGUAUUGGAGGCACAUCCUCUGAUAAAUAUGGAUCAUCGGUUUUUACCACUCAGCAUCGGUCGCAUAUGGAUAUUCACAGGUUCAAUAAGACUAAGGAGGAAGCUAAAGAGAAGCCAAAGGAGCUUGAUUCCAGUCUUGGUAGAGACCUCAGCUUGGGAAGUAUUCCUCAAAACCCAAUGGUUUCAAAUAUCUCUGUUGAAGAGGACAGCUAA